This is a messenger RNA of Empidonax traillii (willow flycatcher), 800 nucleotides long. It is a transcript of the gene MED19, whose product is annotated as mediator complex subunit 19. The transcript has 5 exons. The record is from RefSeq and is a predicted model, not a curated record. Bases 37 to 747 code for a protein of 236 amino acids. Gene Ontology annotation, cellular component: mediator complex. Gene Ontology annotation, molecular function: transcription coregulator activity; transcription factor binding. NCBI's taxonomy places the organism in Eukaryota, Metazoa, Chordata, Aves, Passeriformes, Tyrannidae. Gene Ontology annotation, biological process: positive regulation of transcription by RNA polymerase II.
GGGGCGGGGUAGCCCCGCGCGGGGCCCGCCGGGAAGAUGGAGAACUUCUCGGCGCUCUUCGGCGCGGCCGAUCCGCCGCCCGCCGCCGCCGCCGCCGCGCUCGGCUUCGGGCCUGCCAAACCGCCGGGCGCCGGGGCCGCACCGCCGCCCGCCGCUGCCGCCGCGCCGCAGCCGGGCGAGGAUGCGGCCCGCAAGGCCGCCACCGGCCCCUUCUACCUGCUGCGGGAGCUGCCAGGCACCACGGAGCUGACGGGCAGCACGAACCUGAUCACGCACUACAACCUGGAGCACGCCUACAACAAGUUCUGCGGGAAGAAGGUGAAGGAGAAGCUCAGCAACUUCCUCCCCGACCUGCCCGGCAUGAUCGACCUGCCCGGCUCCCACGACAGCAGCAGCCUGCGCUCGCUCAUCGAGAAGCCGCCCAUCUGCGGCAGCUCCUUCACGCCCCUCACGGGGGCCAUGCUGACCGGGUUCCGCCUGCACGCCGGCCCGCUGCCCGAGCAGUGUCGGCUGAUGCACAUCCAGCCCCCCAAGAAAAAGAACAAGCACAAGCACAAGCAAAGCCGCACGCAGGACCCCGUCCCCCCAGAAACCCCCUCGGACUCCGACCACAAGAAGAAAAAGAAGAAAAAAGAGGAGGAUCCAGAGCGGAAGAGGAAGAAGAAAGAGAAGAAGAAAAAGAAGAACCGGCACAGCCCAGAGCACCCGGGUGUGGGCAGCUCCCAGGCCAGCAGCAGCUUGCGGUGAGACCACUCCGGCACUGCCCCGGGGACCCCCCAGCCGAUGGCCCCGGUUGACCC